GAUGCCUGUACCAAUGAUCCAUGUUACAAUGCUGGAACGUGUCAGCUUGAUCAUUCUCUAGGUUUCCGAUGCUUAUGUCCCCUUGGUAAAACUGGCACGCUUUGUGAAUGUGGUAAUAAUCCCUGUAAAAGUAUGCCAUGUCAUAAUGGAGCUACGUGUAUUAUGUUAGAUACUGUGAAUUAUCAAUGUUUGUGUCAAGACGGAUAUAGAGGUUUGAAUUGUGAAGAGUUAACAGAUCCAUGUGCCAGUCAGCCGUGUCAAUACGGUGGUACUUGUGAUCGGUUCCUGGAAGAAGAUACAUUCUAUUGUACUUGUCCUGACGGAAGAAUGGGGUUGAGGUGUGAGAAAGAAUAUGAUGGAGCUCCUUGUAACGUCAAUCCGUGUCAAAAUGGAGGCGUCUGUCAACCCAUGUUAAAUCAUGCUGACUGUAAAUGCCCUAGUAAUUUUAUGGGAGAAAAAUGCAAUAAAAGUAAGUGUUUAGUAAAAAUUAUAAAUGUAUGA
Lottia gigantea (owl limpet) is the source of this 501-nucleotide messenger RNA. RefSeq lists its product as hypothetical. Gene Ontology annotation, cellular component: protein-containing complex; plasma membrane. The record is from RefSeq and is a predicted model, not a curated record. Gene Ontology annotation, biological process: establishment or maintenance of epithelial cell apical/basal polarity; heterophilic cell-cell adhesion. The transcript has 4 exons. Gene Ontology annotation, molecular function: calcium ion binding. The annotation marks the transcript as partial. Lineage: Eukaryota; Metazoa; Mollusca; Gastropoda; Lottiidae.